This is a messenger RNA of Salarias fasciatus (jewelled blenny), 10749 nucleotides long. RefSeq names its product laminin, alpha 2 (gene lama2). Gene Ontology annotation, cellular component: basement membrane. NCBI's taxonomy places the organism in Eukaryota, Metazoa, Chordata, Actinopteri, Blenniiformes, Blenniidae. Gene Ontology annotation, molecular function: extracellular matrix structural constituent; signaling receptor binding. The record is from RefSeq and is a predicted model, not a curated record. Gene Ontology annotation, biological process: regulation of embryonic development; axon guidance; animal organ morphogenesis.
CUCAACCUCGACAUUUAAAGCACAAUGGACGAAACGAAGCGACUCGUGCUCGUGCUUGGCGCCACGCUGCUGUGGCUGCAGUGCCACCAUGCCCAGCAGAGAGGGCUGUUUCCAGCUGUGCUGAAUCUGGCGACGAUGGCGGACAUAACAGCCAACGCCACCUGCGGUUCGGACGGCCCGGAGAUGUUCUGUAAGCUGGUGGAACACGUACCAGGGCAGCCCGUGAGAAACCCACAGUGUCGCACCUGCAACCAAAAAAGCUCAAGACCAUUUGAGCGCCACCCCAUUGAGUACGCUAUAGAUGGAACUAACCGCUGGUGGCAAAGUCCCUCCAUCAAAAAUGGAAUGGGAUACCACUAUGUGACCAUCACGCUCGACCUAAAACAGGUUUUCCAGAUCGCCUAUGUGAUCAUAAAAGCCGCCAACUCACCUCGACCAGGUAAUUGGAUCUUGGAGCGUUCGAUAGAUGGCCUGACAUUUGAGCCGUGGCAGUACUACGCCAUCACCGAAACGGAGUGCCUGACCAGGUUCAACAUCAAUCCCCGAACCGGUCCUCCGUCGUACACCAGGGACGAUGAAGUUAUCUGCACGUCCUUCUACUCCAAGAUUCACCCGCUGGAGAACGGCGAGAUCCACACUUCCCUGAUCAAUGGUCGACCCAGUGCAGACGACCCCUCCCCAACCCUGCUGAACUUCACCUCCGCCCGCUACAUCAGGUUGGUGUUCCAGCGAAUCCGGACGCUGAACGCCGAUCUCAUGACCCUGACACAGCACGACCCCAAAGAUAUCGAUCCCAUUGUGACAAGGCGGUACUACUAUUCUGUUAAGGACAUCUCAGUUGGAGGGAUGUGCAUCUGUUACGGCCACGCCAAAGCCUGUCCGCUCAACAGUGUUACAAAGAAGUUUAGCUGCGAAUGUGAGCACAACACGUGCGGGGAGAGCUGCGAUCGUUGUUGCCCGGGUUACCACCAGCAGCCCUGGAUGGCGGGAACCUUCCUCACUCGGCACGUCUGUGAGAAGUGUAACUGCCAUGGAAAGGCAGAGGAGUGCUACUUUAAUCAGACAGCAGCAGAUCUCUCACUCAGCCUGGACACCCACGGUCAAUACAGAGGGGGCGGCGUCUGCAUCGACUGCCAGGACAACACGGCCGGAAUCAACUGCCAGAGCUGCCUUUCUGGAUUCUACCGACCCGCCGGGGUGAGUGCUGAGGAUGAGGAUCCCUGCACGCCCUGCUCGUGCGACCCACACGGUUCGGUCAGCCAAGCCUGCGUCGCUGAUUCAAGCCAAGCUACACCCCGCCAGCCAGAGGGGUCAUGCUGGUGUAAGGAGGGUUUCGGGGGUCUGCGAUGUGACAGGUGUGCAGUUGGUUAUAUGGGCUAUCCGUCCUGUCAGCGCUGUAACUGCAGCGUGGAGGGAAGCACCAACGCUGACCCAUGUAUAACACCCUGUCUGUGCAAGGAAAACGUGGAGGGGGAGAACUGCGACCGCUGCAAGCUGGGAUUCUUCAAUUUGCAAGGCGACAACCGCCGCGGCUGCGAGAAGUGCUCCUGCAUGGGCGUUUCCAGCGAGUGCUCCGCCUCCACGUGGAGCUACCGCAAUGAAACCACCCUGACCGGCUGGCACCUGGUGGGAGACACGGGAGGAGGGUGUGGUUCCGUGCACAGAGAGACGCCGCCGUACCUGAGCGUCCGACACGCAGAUGUUGUGAAUGAUCUGGGUUCCGCCUACUACUGGAACGCGCCCGGCCUUUACCUCGGGAACAAGGUCGCAGCUUACGGAGGAAGUGUUUCCUUCACUGUGUCUUAUACCACAGACCAACAAGAACAAGCUCUCAUCAGAGUCACAUCGGAGCCCGACCUGAUCAUCGAGGGAGGCGGGUAUGAAGAUAUCGACAAGAGGUUCGGCCAGCCGGUUUACCCGUUUUCCCCCAGCACCAACCGCAUCGCUCUCCUUCCGGAGAACUUCCUCGUUCUGAAACGUCUCAACAGAUUUCUCGGAGGAGAUUUCUUGACUGUGUUGGCAAACGUGACCAAAGUGAUGGUCCGGCCUCUUACAGCACAGAAACCAGCGCUCCUCUACAGACUUCACUCAUUCUCAAUGCAGGUAGCGAGUCCUUCAGCCGGAGGAGGAGAGGCGAGAGCAUCAGCUGUAGAAAUGUGUUCCUGUCCUCCCGGAUAUGGUGGAACAUCGUGUGAGUCAUGUAUUCUUGGUUUUCGGAGAGUCAACGGGAAUCUGUACAACGGUGUGUGUGAACCCUGCCACUGCCACAGACACUCCAUGCAAUGCCACGAAGUCACCGGACACUGCCUGGAUUGCUCCCACAACACUGGCGGACCCCACUGCGACUCCUGCCUCCCUGGUUAUUACGGCGACGCCACUCGGGGCUCACCUGCUGACUGCCAGCCCUGCGCCUGCCCACUCAAUCUUCCUAGCAACAACUUCAGCCCCACCUGCCACGUCGGAGGAGGGGAGCUGCUGUGCGACCGGUGUCAGCCGGGAUACUCAGGACCACGAUGCGACAGAUGUUCCAACGGAUACUACGGCCAGCCCGCCGUACCGGGGGGAUCCUGCCAGCCCUGUGAUUGCCAUGGCAACCUGGAUCUAUCCGUACCUGGCAGCUGCAACCCAAUCACAGGCCAGUGUCUGCGGUGCCGCCAGGGUUAUGGUGGCGAGGCCUGCGACAGCUGUGCCGAGGGUUAUUAUGGAGACGCCAUAACGGCGAAAAACUGCCAACCCUGCCUGUGCCACACCAAUGGCUCCGUGUCCGAGGUCUGCCACGGAGCGACGGGGCAGUGCCGGUGCAGGGAGAACGUGGUCGGCCGGCAGUGUGACGAGUGUAUGGCUCAGACUCACGGCAUCACCACAGGCGGAGUGUGUGUGCCGUGCCACUGCAACUCGUUUGGGUCGAAGUCGUUCGACUGCGAUGAGAACGGUCAGUGUCGCUGUCAGCCCGGCGUCUCCGGACCCAAAUGCGACCGCUGUUCACGGGGCUUCUUCAACUUCCUGGAGGGCGGCUGCACACCCUGUCAGUGCAGUCAUGUGGGGAACAACUGCGACGCCACCACCGGGCAGUGCAUCUGUCCCCCGAACACCAUCGGCGAGCGGUGCGACCGCUGCGCUCCCAACCACUGGGGCCACGACAUCGUGACUGGAUGCAAGGAGUGCGGCUGCAGUGUGAUCGGUUCGGUGACCCAGCAGUGCAACGUGAACACCGGCUGCUGCUUCUGUCGCGACUCCUUCAGAGGAGAGAAAUGCAAUGAGUGUCAAAUUGGAUACAGAGAUUUUCCUCAGUGCAUCCAGUGCGAGUGCAACAUCUCUGGAUCGGACAGCGAGACCUGCGACUUGGAGAGGGAAGUGUGUGGCUGUGCUGAUCGAACAGGAAAGUGUAACUGCAAGGAAAAUGUUGAAGGACACAACUGUGACCGCUGCAAGUCAAACACGUUUGGGUUAUCGGUACGAAAUCCGCUGGGCUGCAGCAAGUGUUACUGUUACGGACUGACACCCUUCUGCACAGAGGCUCAAGGACUUAUCAGAAUGAGAUUGAUGCUGAAGCCCGAGCAGACGGUGCUGCCCCUGGUGGAUAAAUCCAACACCGUGGAAACGAGGACAGGAGUGAGCUUCCAGCAUCCUGAGAUCCUGGCUCAUGCGGAGCUGGUCACCUCCACUCUCACUGAGCCCUACUACUGGAAGCUCCCCCAGCAGUUCAGAGGCUCUAUGAUCACGGCGUACGGUGGGAAGCUGAGGUACGCCGUCUACUACGAGGCCAGAGAUGAAACCGGUCCGUCCUCCUACGAGCCUCAGGUCAUCAUUAAGGGCGGCCCGAACCACAACGUACUGAUGACGCGUCACGUCCCGGGACUCCAGAUCGGUCAGCUCACUCGCCACGAGAUCGACAUGACGGAGCAUGAGUGGAAGUUCGCAGAUGGCCGGUCCAUGACUCGAGAGGACUUCAUGGAUGUUUUGUUCUAUGUGGACUACAUUCUAAUUAAGGCAUCUCACGGCAACUUGAUGAGACACAGCCGCAUUUCAGAGAUCAGUCUAACUGUGGCCGAGGAAGGAAGACCAACUAAAGAAAGUGACAGAGCCCACCAGAUAGAAAAGUGCGACUGUCCGACCGGAUACUCUGGAUUGUCCUGUGAGGAGUGUGCUGCAGGUUUCUACCGUCUCCGCUCAGGCUCCCCGACAUCUGUUCCAGCGUCCAGCGUGCCCACCGCUGUCGGCAUGGGCAGCUGUGUUCAGUGUCAGUGCAGUGGGCAUUCUUCCACCUGUGACCCUGAGACGUCCAUAUGCCAGAAUUGUCAGGACAACACGGAGGGAGAUCGCUGUGAACGAUGCGCUCCUGGAUUCUACGGCGUCGUCCGCGGUGCUCCAGAUGACUGUAAACCGUGCGCCUGCCCUCUCACCAACCCAGAAAAUAAUUUCAGUCCAUCCUGUGUGACGGAGGGCUUCGAUGACUACCGUUGCACUGCCUGUCCUGAGGGCUAUGAGGGCAAAUACUGUGAAAGGUGUGCCACUGGUUACCACGGCGACCCCAGGACGCCGGGAGGUCGCUGUGAGGAGUGUAAGUGCUCCUCGUGGGGGGCGUUGCCCGGACCCUGCGACCCUGUCUCGGGCCAGUGCCGCUGCAGGCCCGGAGUGUCGGGACUGGCGUGUGACCAGUGCAUGGGAAGGCAUGUGUGUGGACCGUUUGGAAUCAUCUCCUGCGAUGAUGAGUGCUCCGGUCUGCUCCUCAGUGAUAUGGACCGCUUGGACCGUAUCAUCAGUGAGGUCACUCUGACCACGCCCCUCCCGCCGCCCUAUAAGGUGUUGUACCGCUUCGAGAACAUGACGGAGGAACUGAAGCACAUGCUGUCGCCUCAGAAAGCCCCUGAGAGAUUACUGCAACUGGCCGACUCCAACCUGGGAUCCCUGGUCGUGGAGAUGGACCAGCUGCACAGCAGGGCCACUAAGGUGUCGGCAGACGGCGAGCAGGUCGAGGACGACGCUGACAGGAUUCAUAAAAGAGCCGAGGACCUGGAGCUUUUCAUCAGAGACACACUGCUGGGAGCCAGAGACCUCCAGCUGAAGGCUGCCGAGCUGAACCAGACUCUCUCGCGGAGAGACGGAGCUCCAGACAAAAGCCUGAACGAGAUGAAGGACGAGAUCCAGGCCAUGCUCAGCGAGAUGAGAAGACGACAGCUGGGAGGGAAGAAAACCAUCGCAGAGGAGGAAAAAGAUCUCGCAGACGAGUUGUAUCAGAAAGUCAAACGUAUGUUUGGUGACCCCCACCAGGCCACAGAGGACCUGAAAGCAGAGAUAAAAGAGAAGCUGUCCGACCACGAGGCGAAGCUGCAGGAGGCCCAGGAUUUGCUCCACGCCGCCCAGGGGAAGACGUGGAAGGCUGGCUCGCUGGCUGAACAAAACCAGGCCAACCUCACGGCCCUGGAGAGGAAGAGAGCCGCAGUCAGCGGGGUCAAAGACGAAGCGCAGAAAGUGCUGGGAGAAGGAGAACACCUUCUGGAUGAAGCGAACCAGCUUUCUGACAACAUCAUCAAGGAGCUGGAGGACCUGGAGGAGAUGGGCAGAGAGCUCGGGCCCCUUCACGACCAGCUGGAUGAUAAAGUCCGCCACCUCACCGGCGGUUUGAGUGACGGCAGACUGGCCAAUCAGGUGCUGGAUGCAGAGGAACACGCCAGGCAGCUGAAUGAAUCCGCAGCCAUCCUCGACGGCAUUUUGGCUGAGGCUAAAAACCUCUCCUUCAAUGCAACCGCUGCCUUCAAUGCCUACAGUAAUAUCAAAGGAAAUGUUGACGCCGCCGAGAAAGAGGCAAAAGCAGCCAAACAAAGAGCAAACGAAGCACUGGCAAUGGCUUUAGGUCCAGAUGUUCCGGCGAAGGACGCAGCUCAAGAUGCUCUGAAGAAGAGUCAGCUUCUUCUGGAACAAGCUAAAAAACUUCAAAACGAUGUCCAAGAGAAUGCAGAUAGUGUGGCAGGACUGAAGGGCAGAGUUAAAGCAGCGAGAGACAAAACCAAAGACCUGCUGAAAGCUGUCAAUGGAACCAUAGCAACGCUCAACGCCAUCCCCAACGACACAGCAGCUAAGCUGGCCGUCACCAAGGCUGUGGCAGCUGACGCUAACGCCACCGCCAUCGACGUCCUGGAGCGCCUCGGAGAUUUGAACCUGCGACUCGGCGGCCUGCAGCGCAACUACAGCGAGCUGGAGGACACGGUCAACGCAGCCAAUCAGAUGAUCCAGGACCCAGAGAAAAACACCAUCAUCCACGCUGCAGGAGCCAAAGUGAAGGACCUGGAGGACGAAGCGGACCGGCUGCUGGAGAAGCUGCAGCCAAUCAAGAAGCUGCAGGACAACUUGAGGCGCAACAUCUCCCAGAUCAAGGAGCUGAUCAACCAGGCCAGGAAGCAAGCCAACUCAAUCAAAGUGUCGGUGGCUUCAGGAGGUGACUGCCUCCGCAGUUACCGCCCAGACAUCAGGAAAGGAAGAUAUAACACCAUCAUCCUUCAUGUUAAAACCACCACACCUGAUAACCUGCUGUUCUACCUGGGGUCAGCCAAAUAUGUGGACUUCUUGGCCUUGGAGAUGCGUAAGGGGAAGGUGAAUUUCCUCUGGGACGUGGGUUCAGGUGUGGGGAGAGUCGAAUAUCCUCAUCACACCAUCCACGAUGGGAACUGGCACAGAAUAGAAGCGUCGCGCAAUGGGUUGAAUGGGACCAUAUCGGUGUAUCCUCUGGAAGGCCCUAUGGCUGGUAUGAUGCCGACCCCAGCCAGCGCCAACUCGCCCACCACAUUCACCAUCUUGGACGUGGACCAAAACGCCUACCUGUUUGUGGGAGGAAUACUCGGCCUCGUCAAGAAAGCGGAUGCGGUGAGAACGACCACGUUCACGGGCUGCAUGGGAGAGACGUUUUUGGAUGGAAAACCUAUCGGUUUGUGGAACUACAGAGAGAGAGAGGGAGACUGUAAAGGCUGUGUUGUCAGCCCCCAGCGUUCGGACGGCGAGGGGACGGUUCAGAUGGACGGGGAGGGCUACGCCGCGGUGGGACGGCCCACCAGGUGGAACCCCAACGUCUCCACCAUCACCUUCAAGUUCCGCACGUUCUCAUCCGAGGCUCUGCUCAUGUACCUGGCCACAGAGGACAUGAAGGACUUCAUGUCCCUGGAGCUGUCGGAGGGGAAGGUGAAGGUGAGCUUUGACCUGGGCUCAGGCGUCGGCACCGCCACAUCGGCCAGCCGCCACAACGACGGACGCUGGAAGUCCCUCACAAUGUCGAGGAACAAGAAACAAGCCACGGUCACUGUGGUGGACAUCGACAGCAGUGCAGAGGAGAAGAUUGCCGCCACAUCCCAGGGUUCAGCUACCGGCCUGAACCUGAAGGAAAACCAGAAAAUAUAUUUUGGAGGGUUGCCCACGAUCGGAAACUACAGCAUGACAGCCAGGUCCGAGGUGACUCUGAAGAGGUAUGCUGGCUGCCUGCGUGACAUUGAAGUGUCCAGAACGCCAUAUAAUCUCCUCAGCAGCUCAGAUUAUACCGGAGUGACCAAAGGAUGUCAUGCGGAGAACCUGUACACAGUCAGCUUCUCUAAAGCGGGAUACAUGGAGCUGAGCGGCCUGCUGCUGGGAGUCGACACGGAGAUCAGCCUCUCCUUCAGCACCCUGGCAGACACUGGGACCAUCCUGCUGGCGGUGGCCGGAGCUUCGCCGAUCAGCCAGCAGGCCCGCAGCGCCAACGUCCUCAACUCAAAGCGGAGACGGCGGCAGUCUGGAGAGCCCUUCCUCUCAGUCAUGUUGAACAAAGGCUCCCUGGAGGUCAUGCUGUUUCUCGGUAACGGCAGUCCCCGUCGUGUCGUCAGGCGUCCGGACCAAGGCGUCCUGAAUGAUGGCAGGGAGCACUCACUGCGCAUCGAGAGGCUGCCUGGCAGAUCUUUUGCGAUCCAAGUGGACGAGGAGGCCAAGAGGGAAACGGCGCUGCCUCAUGAUCAGCCAAUAAGCCUGCAGCGUGUCUUCCUCGGUGGUAUUCCUGCAGAAGUGGAGCAGACGUCCAACAGGGUCAACGUCCCGUUCCAGGGAUGCAUAUGGAACCUGAUGGUCAAUUCUGUUCUGUCAGAUUUCUCCCAGCCUGUUUCCUUUGAGAAUGCUGAAAUCGGCCAGUGCCCCUACCUUGGCCCGCCAGCUCCUCCACCUCUGCUCCCUGAGGUGGAGGAGCCUGAGACGGAGGAGAAGGAGAAAGAGAAAGAGGUGUCGAAGCCACUGGCCCCUCCUCUGACCCCUGCUCCCGCCACGCCACCUCCGCCUGAUCUGUGUGCAUCAGCUGUGGCCCCGACAGCCCUGGAGAAGGCCUACCAGUUCGGACUCUCCAGAAACAGCCACAUGAGCUUCGCCUUCGACGACACCAAAGUCAGAGAGAGGCUGAUACUGGAGUUCGAGCUGAGGACGAAGGAGGAAUCCGGUCUCGUUCUCUACAUGGCGAGAAUCAACCAUGCUGACUUUGUUUCCAUACAGAUCAAGGACGGACAGGUUUGUCUGGGUUACGAUCUCGGUCAUGGAAACAUAUCUGGCUGUGUUCCCUUCUCCAUCAACGAUGGGAACUGGCACAAGAUCCGUGUGAGUCGUAACAAGCAGCGAGGCCUCCUGGUGGUUGACGGUCGGUACAGCAAACAGAUAACCAGUCCCAAGAAGGCGGACCUGUUAGACGUGGUGGGAACAUUGUUUGUUGGCGGUUUGCCGCAAAACUACACGACCAAGAGAAUCGGACCGAUUCUCUACAGUAUCAACGGAUGUAUCCGUAACCUAAAGAUGGUUGGAGGCCCUGUAAGCGCAAAGUCACCGACCACAGGCCGCGUUGAGUUCAUCGCAGAGGACUUCAAGCUGGACAUGGCCACGCCCACAUCAAGCCACAUGGUCGGAAGGUGUUUCGUAGCCACCGAGACGGGAACUUACUUUGACGGCUCCGGUUUCCUGAAAGCAGUUGCUUCCUACAGAGUGGGCCUGGACGUGUCUAUAGCCUUAGAGUUUCGAACCAGCAAAACCAACGGGGUGCUUUUGGCCGUCAGCAACCAGGCCAAUGAUGGACUCGGUCUGGAGAUUGUGGACGGGAAGCUGCUGUUCCAUGUUGAUAAUGGAGCAGGCCGGUUCACUGCUGAGCACACGCCUGAGGGGGAGGGCUUCUGUGACGGCCAGUGGCACUCCGUCACUGCCAGGAAGCUUCGCCACAGGGCGGAGCUGACGGUCGACGGGACGCAGAGCCAAGCCGAGAGUCCCAACGCACGCUCCAACACCUGCGACACCAACGACCCCAUCUACGUCGGGGGAUAUCCUGAUGGAGUUCGUCAGGCCGCUCUUUCCAUCAGCUCUUCCUUCAGAGGCUGUAUGAGGAACCUGAAGAUCACCAAGGCGGCCAAGACCAUGGAGGUGCAUUUCAACAAGGCUCUGGAGAUUAAGGGCGUCCAGCCGCUGUCCUGCCCGGCCGCUGCUGCGUAACUCGCCCUGCAGAGCCCGUCCAUGUGGCGUCUCCCCUCAACGCCACAAGGACGUACGUCUGUCUCUAACAUUGUGGCAUUUCAUGCAUUAAUGUGUGAUCUCAACAUGUUAAAUGCAAAGGUCAAGAUUAUCCCAGUUUAACUUCUUUCAAGCAAGACAUUUGCCUGAGUGUCCACCAUCUGUUGUGCGGGUUUGCCUGCAGGUGUGUGGAGACUUAUGUUACAGCCACCUUUAAUUCAUCUUCUCAGAGCCGAUGACAGGUUGUUUGAUUAUAAAUCUCUCAGGACUUGUGAUUGAUGGCAUCUUUCUCCAACUCCGAACAAACAUGCCUCGUUAAAUGCUGAGCUGAAACAGCAGAAGAUCCACAUUUUGGAAAAUUCUCUUCAUGUUUUUCUUCAAAGAGCAAACAUCUUAACCGUUACACAUCAAAACAAGAUGCCACUACAGCCUGACUUAAUAAACCUACUAUGGCCGCACUCUCAGUUCAAAGCAUAUUUUAAAGUUUGUCCACCGGUGUGUGUUCAUACCGUGCACGACAGGUUACCUGCAUGGUUACAGGUGCUAACAGUAUUUCAGCUGUUUUUGGAAGAUGUGUGAUGAGUGAGCAUUAAAUCAGCUUUUCUUGUUCCUCUUGAAGAGGUAAAUGCGUGAAUGUUUUGGGUAUUUUUUUUUUUUUUUUUUUUAAACUGGUUAAAGGGAAGUUUGAUUCACCAGUGUAACACAAACAUCAGAAAUGUUCCUGAUUAUAGCUGCAAGUGUUUUUCUCUGUAAAUGUCCUUCAUAAACCUUGUGUCCUGAAAAUGAAUUGACGAUAUUCACAUCAUUUCUUCUCAGUGUUUUUGUUUGCCCUUGAAAUGUUUGCUGAUCUAGGAAUGGGUUUUGUGUUGUGGUUGUGUUUUCACAUCAGUCGGACGUAUGACAUAUGAAGCAGGGCUUCUCUGCAGCCAACUUUUGGUGAACAUACAUUUUCUUAGAGUUGUGAGGAUCAGCUAAAAAAUGCAAAUGUACACAUUUUUCGAAAAGCCAAAAAUACUCUUAAUAUCUUGUAGAUAGGAACUCCAUCUGUUUAUCAAAUCCACUAAACUUACUGAUGCUUGGAGUCGGGGGUAAAGCUAAAGGAACAUUCCACAUGAGCUGCAGCUUGUGUCUCUCAUCAGUGACGUCAGGACGGCAAACGGAAGGCACAAGGUUUGUGCAGGACAUGGCGUUUUCGCUCUGCAUGGUGUGACUGACAACCCUGAAGGAGUUUAUUCAAAUAUACUAUUGACAGCAUCA